Messenger RNA from Schizosaccharomyces octosporus yFS286, 1863 nucleotides. RefSeq names its product mannosyltransferase complex subunit Alg2. Gene Ontology annotation, molecular function: alpha-1,3-mannosyltransferase activity; GDP-Man:Man(1)GlcNAc(2)-PP-Dol alpha-1,3-mannosyltransferase activity. The transcript is spliced from 4 exons. The record is from RefSeq and is a predicted model, not a curated record. Bases 226 to 1737 code for a protein of 503 amino acids. Lineage: Eukaryota; Fungi; Ascomycota; Schizosaccharomycetes; Schizosaccharomycetales; Schizosaccharomycetaceae.
CGCACACAGGCGAAUACGACUCAUUAAAUCAAAAAUAAUCACAUAUCUAAAUUUACCAUCCAUAAAUCCUGUAAUUUUUACCUAAAGUAAGAGGUUUACGAAGUUUUGUAACGAGAAGAGAUCUUUGACUUGGAGGUUGAAGUUUGCAGCCCUAACCACCAACACCGAAAGUUAAAGGCCUUUGUAUUUAUUAUCGCAAGCUGAACAUAAAGUGUACGAAAUAUAAUGGAAGAAGAAAGUAGCAACAUCACUGGAAAAGCUCCCGUGCGAAUUGCCUUCAUUCAUCCCGAUUUAGGAAUUGGAGGAGCAGAAAGAUUAGUAGUGGACGCCGCUGUAGGUUUACAAUCUCUUGGCAAAGAGGUUAUCAUCUAUACUUCUCAUUGUGAUAAAACGCAUUGUUUUGAAGAAAUCAGAGAUGGUACCUUGAAAGUUGAAAUUUAUGGCGACUGGUUACCGUCUUCUAUAUUUGGCAAACUGUCGAUUCUUUGUAGUACAGUGCGACAGAUCUACCUAACUUUAGUCCUUCUUUUCAAAUUUCGUUAUUACGAUGCCAUAUUUGUUGAUCAGUUAUCUACUUGCGUUCCAAUGCUUUUACUCGUCUGUCGUACGCUACUAUUCUAUUGUCAUUUUCCGGACAAGUAUCUGGUAAAGCCCGGUGGUGGAAUACUAAAGAAACUUUAUCGGGUUCCUUUUGAUUCAUUUGAGGCUUGGUCAGUUCGAUUAGCAGAUCGCAUUGUGGUUAAUAGCAACUUUACAGCAUCUGUGUUUAAGAAAGCUUUUCCCAAAGUUCGAAAGCCUCUUCGAAUCAUCCAUCCUUGCGUAGAUGUUAGAGCUGCAGACCUCUCUUCGCAAUACAAAAUUUCUGAGUCAAUAACAUCUCGCAAACUGCUUAUUUCUGUCAAUAGAUUUGAAUUGAAAAAGGACAUAGCCUUGGCGAUUGAGUCAUUCUCUGCUCUUCGCGAUUUAUCUUCGGACCAGUUCUCUGACUACCUCUUAGUUAUUGCUGGGGGGUUUGACACUCGUGUAACUGAGAAUCGUAAAUAUCUGGAGUUACUUCAAAAUUUAUGCAAGCAAAAAGGUUUCUCCUAUCAUACCGUCAAAGACGACUGGAAUAAUUUAUCGAUUGAUCCUCAAACAAACGUUUUGUUUUUGCUAUCCGUACCUUCCGAUGUUAGAGAUGCAUUAAUUUCUACUUCCAAAAUCCUACUUUAUACACCGGAAAACGAGCACUUUGGAAUUGUACCCCUCGAGGCGAUGCUUCGAAAAGUACCUGUUCUUGCUCAAGCAAAUGGUGGUCCUUUAGAAACUGUAUACGACGGGAAAACCGGUUGGCUCCGUCCUCGCGAUCCUAAAAUCUGGGGAAAUGUCAUACAUGAAGCCGCUACUAAUUCAUCAUAUGACAUAAAAACAAUGGGUGAAGAAGGAAGAAAGUCGGUGAUAAAUGAGUUUUCGGCUGAAGCAAUGGCUUCAAAAGUUGAAUCAGAGAUAAUGUCUGGAAUUUGCUCUUCAACUCCCAAGCGAUAUACGAUACGCUGCUUUCAUGGAUUGGUUGCUCUUUUGAUAUUAGCUGUAUUCACCUUGAUAGUAGCUUCGAUGGUAUCUCUUUAUCCUUUAAGCUUUUUCAACGGUUUUGCUGGUGUCACCGACUACUCGAAUUUUGCAUUAAGCCUUUGGUACGGCGGCGCCGUAACAAUUGUAUUAUUCAUUACAUUGGCUGUUUUCGUCAGAAACGUUUAGUUUCCUAAUUUUAUACUAGUACUUGUAAUUCUCUUUCUUUUUCAAUUUACAACCUAUUUUUCUGCUAAUUACAAUGGAAUAUAUAAACAUAAUGAAAAGUAAUUCUAUUUUCCUUUCAAAAAGUGA